UUAAUUCAAAGAAUAUGAAUGGGAAUUCAUUCCACCAAUCCAAAUAAUUAGAUACGGAAUCUUGUGUUCAUUUUGCAAAUCCGGAUCCGAGCACGUUUAGUAGAAAUCGACUCAACACCGCACUGAAAUAAUUUGUGAAUGAAUUUAAGAAUCGUAUGCGUCUGAAUUUGGAGUGAAAAGAUGUGAAACAGGAAGAAACGAAUUCCAAAUUAUUGUUCCAUUAAAGAAAUAAAAUUUAAGUUUCAAGCAGCAUGCACUUUUUGAGAGACUGUCUGUUUCGUCAUACAACAUAUUUUUUGAAACAAAAUAAAUUUUUAUAUUAUUUGAGCCAAAAUCAAAAUAGAGUCGAGUUUCACCUUUGCGUUUCUUUGCUCCAAACUAAUAAACAAGAUAUUCCACCUGAGAUAAAACCGGCUUCUGAUGAUGGUGUUUGGAUUGGGCCUCCACAUCCUGUUUCUCAACUAAGACUUAAAGUUUUUCCUGAGUCUACAGAUCUUACUAAGGAAGAAAGAGAAUUUUACUCACAAUGCAAGAAAACACAAGCAUGGAAUCACGAAUAUUGGGAAGCACAUAAUAAUGAUUUUCACAAGUCCAGGAAUCUGUUCAUUGACAAAGUGGCAAAAGAGAAAAAUUUAACUAGAGAUGAAGUAGCACAAAGUGAUGAUAUGUCUCUCUUUUAUGAGCAUUUCUUAAAAAGAAACUAUUCAAAACAUAUUGCAUAUAAUUGGAACUGGUACAAGAAAAAUUUUGAGCUACUGUAUUUGAGUGCAAAAGUGAACUUCUCAAAAUUAAAAAAGAUUUUCACUGGCUGAAGUUCCUUCAGAAUUCUGUAACAGUAAUUUGAAAUGUUUCGAACUUUUUGGAAAAAAAAAAAAGUUCAAGUAUUUACUCAUGAAUGUUUUAAUUGCACAUUUGCAACACAGGAUGUAAAAGUUUACUUUUUACUCACAUAUUCUGUAUAUUAAAAAUGUUAAUAAAUUAUUAAUUUCACAGAAUUAAAUUAAAAAAAAAAAUUGGAAUUAUAAAGCUGAAUUUUUUUAAAAGGCAAAGGUGUAUCUGCAUUUAUUAUUACACUGGUCGACAGUUUUUUUCAUCUGUUUGUAGUCUCGAAUUUUUAAAAACCGAUUUUGAAUAUAUUUUGUUGCUGGAUUCAACUAUAAGAACAACUUUUGUUUAUUAGCUAUACUUUUUGAGAUUCAGUGUAACUAAAUACUGAAAUUUUAAAUAACAUGUUGUCCUCCAGACAAAUUAAUUACAUGAAAAGAGAGAAAAACAAAAAAAACAAAGAAUAUUACAUUUGUUCUCGCAUAAGAAACCUUGCUUGAUUGAAGGAAAAAUGGUGCUAUAGUUUUCAUCAUAAAGAAGAUUACAUUCCAUAAAUACAAGUGAUUUGUGUAGAAAAUAAUAAUUUCUCUCGUUGGUUUGUAAAGGGAAUACACAAAAUAAUCUUGCUUCUUAUGUUUAUGGCACUGUAGGAACAGCAGUACUGUUGGAUAAAAAAAAAAGUCUUAUAAAAGAGAAUAUUGGGUAGAGAAAAUAAAUUCAAUUUGCGAACAACACACAAUCAUUUUGCCCCCUACUGCAUAUAAAGCUAGUGUUAAUAAGAGCUCUUGCUAUGUAUACAUAGGAAAAAUGAUGGAAUAUGAACAGAAACUUAUGCUGAAAUUAUUGAUGAUCUUCUAAUCAGUUCAAUAAUAAUUAUCAUUUUGUGGAUUUCAUGAAUGAGACAGAAUGAAUUUCAUUUGUGUUUAUUAUUAAGAAUAUUUUGGGUAAUUGUGACUGAAAAGUAACUUGAUAUAAUUAACAAUGUGCUUAACAUCAUGACCAUGAUUGUAAUAAAAGUAUAUUAUUUCCUUAGUCAUUUAAGUUAUAAUAGCAAAGAACAUGGUUCGCUAGGACAUAAAGACAAUGGAGAACUUAUACCAUGGUAGAUGGAAUACUCAUACAAUGGUAGGUUACUAUAGGAAUUUGCAAAAAGGGGGAUCAGAAUAUUAAACAGAAGAAAUUUUAAUAACAGUUUUUUUUUGUUUGUUUCAUUCUUCUUAUGUCAGAACUAUUGUUGCUUUUUAUAAUUAUACAAAAAGUUUACAUAAUUUGUACAGAUAAAGAUUUAAUUUCAUGCCAAAACUCUAAGUUUACUUUAUUAUGCUACUGUAAAUAAUGCUAUUGUCAAAUAUUACAAACAAAAGAUAGUGAAAAAAAAAAAAAACUUGUUAUAUUUGUUUUCAGCAUAUGAAAUACACAUAAAAAUCAAUAAAAUAAAUC
Molecule: messenger RNA, 2265 nt
Organism: Argiope bruennichi
Lineage: Eukaryota; Metazoa; Arthropoda; Arachnida; Araneae; Araneidae
Gene: Coa8
Product: COA8 family protein CBG23705, mitochondrial-like
Exons: 4
Coding region: 252-812 (186 amino acids)
Biological process (GO): intrinsic apoptotic signaling pathway
Cellular component (GO): mitochondrion
Source: RefSeq, a predicted model, not a curated record